AUGGUAAUUGCUUAUGGUGUAAUGGUAUCACCCAUGGAUGAAAUACGAAUCAUUGGUCAACAUGGUAGUCGAUUAUGGUGUCCAUGGCGGACAUAUGGGUCAUUGGUAAGCAUGGUAGUUGCUUCUGGUGUGAUGGUAUCACCCAUGGAUGAAAUACGGGUCAUUGGUCAACAUGGUAGUUGCUUAUGGUAUAAUGGACAAUUUGGUCGUUUUAUAAUGGAACAUCUUCUAGGCGCCAUAAUGUUUUCCGACGAAACACGUUGUUUCCGCUCUUCACUCUUAUUUCAGAUGAAGUUAUUUUUCUUAGAAGCUGAACAUGAAGGGAAAACAAUACUUGAAGAAGCAUCUGCAUUGGGACAUUUGGAUUCAACAUUUGUCCUGGGAAUGAUGUUGAUGGCUGAAGGGAGACAUAGGAAGCAGGAAGCUUUGGACAUGUUGAACAACGCUUACCAUAGAGCAAAAGGUAAGUGA
Messenger RNA from Lactuca saligna, 471 nucleotides. Lineage: Eukaryota; Viridiplantae; Streptophyta; Magnoliopsida; Asterales; Asteraceae. The record is from the annotation of a GenBank genome assembly.